CGUGGUAAUCACGUAUAUACUGAUGUAUGUAUAGAUGUCUAUAUAAGAAAUAUAAAAAUUAUGUGUACUUAGUACUCUAAGUAAUGUAAUUGAAGAACCACAAUUAGAAGGCAGGCAGUUUUUUUGUGCUGCAGCAAAUAAAUUUAUCAGAAGAGAAUAGUUAUCGAUCAUGGGGGCAAAUAAAAUAUUAGGAACGAUCGACUAUCUGGUCAUUUCGCUGAUGAUUGCCAUCAGUGUUGGGAUUGGAAUUUACUAUCGUUUAACUGGAGGCAGGCAGAAAACAGCUGAGGAAUAUUUUUCGGCGAACCGAUCAAUGGGACCGCUGUCAGUUGGUAUUGCUUUGAUGGUGUCAUUUAUGUCUGCGAUAACACUCUUAGGAUUAUCCGCUGAAAAUUAUAUAUACGGAUCACAAUUUGUUGUUAUAAAUAUAUCUUAUUUAAUUGGUACACCAAUAGUUUGCUAUGGAUUUUUGCCAGUAUUUUAUAAACUGCAAGCAACGAGUACUUAUGAGUAUUUAGAAAGACGUUUUGGAGUACCAACGAGAUUGUUAGCGAGCUUCGUCGUGUGGCUCCAAAUGUUAUUGUACUCGGGUGUGGUGCUUUACGCGCCGGCUUUGGCCUUUGAGACGACAACUGAUCUAUCAAGAAUGAAAAGUAUCCUAUUAGUCGGCUUAGCUUGCGCUUUUUAUUCGAGUAUCGGCGGAAUAAAAGCUGUAUUGAUAACAGAUAUUUUCCAAGCAGUUUUGAUGUUUGCUUCGUUAAUUGCUGUAAUUGUCGUAGCCGCUUAUUCGGCCGGUGGCCUCGACGAAAUAUGGAACAUUGCAAGUCAAGGCGGCCGUUUAGAUUUUAACAACAUUUCUGUUGAUCCCACCGAACGUCACACAUGGUGGAGUCUUAUAAUUGGAGGACUUUGUACAUAUUUGUCACUCUAUGGAGUUAAUCAAAUUCAAGUACAACGAAUGUUAACUGUCAAGAGUCUAAGGUCAGCACAAAAGGCGCUGUGGUUCUGUUGGCCCGUUCUAACUGCACUGUCUAUCACAACAUGUUUCUCAGGACUUGCAAUGUAUAGCAAAUAUUAUAACUGUGAUCCAAAAACAGCUGGAGCAAUAAAACAAUCAGACAUGCUGAUGCCAUUCUUCGUUAUGGAAACAAUGUCUUCAAUACCCGGUUUAUCGGGUUUAUUUAUCGCCGGUGUAUUUAGUGCGGGAUUAAGUACCAUAUCAGCGGCACUAAAUGCUCUUGCGGCUGUUAGUUUGGAAGAUUAUAUAAAACCUCUGUACUUAAAAUGUACAAAAAAACAAUUCCCGCCAACAACAUCAUUGAUAUUAGGAAAAUUAAUAGCAUUUACACUCGGUAUUUUGUGUAUAGCUCUUGCUGUACUUGCUCAGUACUUAGGAGGUGUCCUUCAAAUAAGCUUGACAAUAUUUGGAGCCGUUGGCGGGCCGCUAGUGGGUUUAUUUACCCUGGGAAUGUUAUUUGAAUCGUCAAAUCAACGUGGUGCUAUGCUGGGUACUACAGUAUCACUUGUAUUUUUAUUAUGGAUCUCAUUCGGUGGUCCGCGACCACUUCCACAGACAUUACCGGUCUCCAUUGAGGGCUGCAGUAAUGACACGUUACUUUUACUCAACAAGACGCUGGAAAUGAAACAUCAAACCCUAGAUGAUUAUUUGCAUCCCCAUGUCCGGAGUAACUCGGAAUUUUUUUAUCUCUACCGACUUUCGUACAUGUGGAAUGCCCCCAUUGGUCUUGUGAUGACAGUCGUCAUUGGCAUGAUUGCCAGCAAACUGUCUCAGUGGUUUGGAUUCGAGAGCCAGCGAGCCAUGGAUCCAGAUCUUUUCUUCCCGUGUAUCGCUAAUCGUAUUCGUAAGAGGCUUGAGACUGACCCAAGUAUUACUGCACAUAAAUAUCAAUUUGAGCGUAAAGACGAGUUAGAUAAUGCCACCACGUGCUUGUGAUAUAAAUAUCGAUACUUAUUUAAAAUUUAAUUCAUAUCCCGGGACCUCAAUGAAAGCUUUGGACACAAAUAUGAGUAAUUGAGUCCACCGGAAUACUUGUAAUACCUAAGGUAUUAUUAUUAGUACAAUUUUUGUACCUAUACGGUACUUAGAUCGAAUUGCUAUAGAAAAAUUUUAGUAUUAAUAUAAUAAAAAAAUAUAUAUUUUUUGAUAAUUUAAUAAAAUAAUUAAUUGACAAUAAGGAAAGUCUACGGUUUCCGUGGCGCCGCUAAAUGACCGUAAAUUCUUGUAGAACUCUACGAAAUAAGACUUUUUUUCAAAUAGAUAUAACUUCUUCAAAAAUGGACUAAUUCAGACGUUUUUUUUUUUCAAAAUUUUCGUCUUCAAGUGCACUUUCCAGAAAAAAAUACAAAAAAAUUAGAGAUAUUAAAAUCGGUAAUGCGCGUUUUCAUCCCCCGACAAAAUAUCUCCGGACAUAACAUCCCCGAAAAAAUAUCUUUCGAUAUAAUUUUUACAAUUUUCCUGAAAAACUAGCACUCUAAAUAAGCAGUUACUUUUUAUUUAUAAAUUAUCACAAUUUCCCUGAAAAACAAGUACCCCAAUUAUUUGUGAAUAGUACAAAUAAAACAUUUAAAUAAAAUAGAGAAAUUUUGCUGAUAGGAUAUUUUGUCGGGGAUAUUAUGUCCGGAAAUAUUUUGUUGGGGGAUAUUUUGUCGGAGGAUAUUUUGUGCGUAGGAUAUUUUGUCGGGGGAUGAAAACGCGCAGAAUCAUUAAAAUCUGUGAAAUAUUUAACUUUUUUGAAAAAAUUGCAUUUUUCUCUAAAUCCAUUUUUCUCAAAAACUAAGCGAGAUAUCGAAAAAUUUUAUUCUUUAAGAAAGUCAUUUCGUCGAGUUCUACAAGAAUGUACGAUAAUUUAGCGGUGCCACGGAAACUGUAGAAUCCCCGACAAUAAAAAUAAUUGUACGUAAAUAUUUAACCAAAGUGCAGUAACCAAAUAGUUGUAAUUAUAAAACUUUACGCUGUUGAUAAUUAUAUUUUUUAAAAUUAUUUUUAUAUUUUUGACAUAUGUUAAUUUUUAUAAAUUUUAUAAAAUGUUAAUAAAUUUUUUUUUUUAAUUAAUUACCUAAAUGUUGUUAUGAAUUAAAAAAAUUUUAAUAUUUACAAAAUUAGAUCUAAAAAAUAUGACUGAUGGUAAUUUAAUAUUUACUAUUUUUUAUAAAAUAAUAGUCUCAAUUGUUUACACUCAGGAGUAUAUCAGACAUUAUACUUUAUUACU
This is a messenger RNA of Microplitis mediator, 3230 nucleotides long. RefSeq names its product putative sodium-dependent multivitamin transporter. The transcript is spliced from 8 exons. Lineage: Eukaryota; Metazoa; Arthropoda; Insecta; Hymenoptera; Braconidae. Gene Ontology annotation, molecular function: symporter activity. The coding region runs from base 170 to 1954 and encodes 594 amino acids. The record is from RefSeq and is a predicted model, not a curated record. Gene Ontology annotation, biological process: transmembrane transport; sodium ion transport. Gene Ontology annotation, cellular component: membrane.